AAAAAAAGGAGUUGACUUGUUAAUAUAUGAGCCGAGAAAUGGACCCACAACCACAAGACCGCGACUUUGGGUUUUCACUCCCUCGAGAAUCGAUCGGAUAAAAUGGGGUUCUUAAUUUGUCAAACACGAGGCACGAUUGUGCUUCUGGAGCAGGUAGAGUCAACCCAGUUACGAAAUUUUACCACUCGGGUGAAAAAAGGUUUAAGCUUUUCGGAUAUUCUAAUGGGCGACAAGUCGGCGUCUUUCUUCCACCAUCGCUGUGCAGAAAAAUCAAACCAAGAACCCACACGAUGGGCUUCUUCUGUUUCUCUCGGAUUCUUAUCCACUUGCCCUCUAGGAAAAUUCUCAUGGCUGAUCUAAGAAGCUCCUGAUCUAACUCUAGAGUGAGUUACCUUCUCAAACGCAUCAUGGUGUUUCCUCACAGAGUAUAUCUCCAUGCGCUCCUUGGUGCGUGUUGUUGCGUGGUUCUUCUAGCCGAUUCACAGCGAACAGACCCUUCAGAAGUCACUGCUUUACGAUCGGUUAAGAGAAGUUUAAUUGAUCCUAAAGAUAAUUUGAGAAACUGGAACAGAGGAGACCCUUGCAGAGCAAAUUGGACCGGAGUUAUCUGUUAUGAGAUUGGGACUGACGAAUACCUGCAUGUCCGAGAACUCCUGCUGAUGAAUAUGAAUCUCUCCGGAAGUUUGUCACCAGAACUCCGUAAAUUUGUUCAUCUCGAAAUAUUAGAUUUCAUGUGGAACAAUUUAAGUGGUUCAAUUCCCAAGGAGAUAGGACAGAUAUCAUCCCUGGUACUAUUGCUGCUGAAUGGAAACAAACUUUCAGGGCCUUUACCAAGCGAACUCGGCUAUCUUUCCAACUUGAACAGGUUCCAGAUAGAUGAGAAUAACAUCACAGGACCAAUACCAAAGUCAUUUUCCUACUUGCAAAAAGUGAAACAUCUUCACUUUAACAAUAAUUCGUUGAGCGGCCAGAUCCCAAUGGAGCUUUCCAAUCUUACAAACAUCUUUCACGUGCUGCUAGACAACAACAACUUAUCCGGAAACCUCCCACCACAACUGUCUGCAUUGCCAAACCUGCAAAUCCUGCAACUGGAUAAUAACAACUUCAGUGGAUCAGAUAUCCCAGCUUCCUAUGGAAACUUUUCGAGUAUACUGAAGCUGAGUCUUAGAAACUGUAGUUUGAAAGGAGCUCUUCCGGAUUUUAGCAGGAUACGUCGUCUCAAAUACUUGGAUCUUAGCUGGAAUGAGCUCACAGGGCCUAUACCUUCUACUAAUCUUUCUAAGGAUGUGACAACCAUUAAUUUAUCGAACAACAAACUUAAUGGAUCCAUUCCGCAGAGCUUCUCUGAUCUCCCUAUGCUUCAGAUGCUAUUGCUGAGGAACAAUGUGCUAUCUGGAUCUGUCCCUGAUUCCCUCUGGCGGAAUAUCUCACUACUGAAGAAAGCUAGAGUUCUACUUGAUCUCAGGAAUAAUACUCUGUCACAUGCUCAAGGAGAUCUAACUCCUCCAGAAAAUGUCACUUUAAGGCUUGAUGGUAAUCCGAUAUGCAAGAACGCAAGUAUAUCAAACGCAGGGCUCUUGUGUGAAUCCAUAGGAAAGGAGUGGACAUCACUACCAACCAACUCAACGAAUUCUGCGCUGGACUGCCCUCCUCUAGCCUGUCCCACUCCCGACGCGUACGAAUACAGCCCUGCAUCCCCGUUACGAUGCUUCUGUGCAGCGCCUCUCAGGAUUGGAUACCGUCUGAAAAGUCCAAGUUUCUCAUACUUCCCUCCAUAUGUUGAUCAAUUCGGCGAGUAUGUUACCGAUUUUCUACAAAUGGAACCAUAUCAACUCUGGAUCGACUCGUAUCAAUGGGAGAAAGGGCCUCGUCUGAGGAUGUAUCUGAAGCUUUUUCCCAAAGUUAAUGAAACCCAUACGAGAACAUUUAACACGAGUGAAGUUGUCAGAAUCCGAGGCAUAUUCGCAUCAUGGAGAUUUCCCGGUAGUCACCUGUUCGGCCCAUAUGAGCUGCUCAACUUCACCCUGCAGGGCCCUUAUUCAUAUGUUAACUUCAACAGUGAAAGGAAAGGCGUCGGCUGGGGACGUUUGGCAGCAAUAACUGCCGGGGCUGUGGUGACUGCUGUUGCCAUCUCCGCCAUCGUUGCGGCCUUGUUGCUUAGAAGAUACAGCAAGCACGAGCCCUCCAAGGCUUCCUUGGUGAAUUCCGGGAUACGAGGCUUCAGUUUUAAAGAAGUAGCAGAGGCCACGGACGAUUUUAGCAGCUCGGCUUUGGUUGGACGCGGAGGCUAUGGAAAGGUUUACAGAGGUGUGUUAUCUGACAAAACGGUUGCGGCGAUAAAGCGAGCCGACGAAGGGUCUUUGCAAGGUGAGAAGGAGUUCUUGAAUGAAAUAGAGUUGCUCUCGAGGUUGCAUCAUCGGAAUCUGGUGUCACUAAUCGGUUAUUGUGACGAAGAAGGGGAGCAGAUGCUGGUGUACGAAUUCAUGCCCAAUGGCACCCUGCGCGACUGGUUGUCUGCUAAAGGGAAGGAGACAUUGAGCUUUGGCAUGAGGGUUCGUGUUGCGUUGGGAGCAGCCAGGGGUAUUCUCUACCUUCACACAGAAGCCAACCCGCCAGUGUUCCACCGAGACAUCAAAGCCAGUAACAUCCUCCUCGACCCCAACUUCAAUGCCAAAGUUGCAGACUUUGGACUGUCCCGUCUUGCUCCUGCUUUGGAGGACGAAGAGGAUGUGCCCAAACACGUAUCCACGGUUGUUCGUGGGACUCCGGGGUACCUGGAUCCAGAGUACUUCCUGACACACAAGCUGACGGACAAGAGCGACGUGUACAGCAUCGGAGUUGUGUUCUUGGAGCUGCUGACUGGUAUGCACGCCAUUUCCCAUGGCAAAAACAUCGUGCGAGAGGUGAAGACGGCGGAUGAGAGGGAUAUGAUGGUGUCCCUGAUAGACAAGAGAAUGGAGCCUUGGUCCAUGGAAAGCGCCCGAAAGUUUGCUUCUUUGGCACUGAGGUGUAGCCACGACUCACCGGAUAUGAGGCCGGCCAUGGCUGAGGUGGUGAAAGAGCUGGAGGCACUUCUCCAUGCCAUCCCCGGCAUGGAAGGAAGCGAAACCACGUCUGCCUCGUCGGUGCUCUCUACAUCAUCCUCCAAUGUGACGAGAGACCUUUACGAGUCGGCCAGCCUUUUAGGAAGCGAUCUCAGCAGCGGCGUUGUUCCCAGCAUCGCUCCUCGCUAACUCCAACCAAAACCAUCCUUCUUCCUCUGUACAAACUCCAACCAAAACCAUCCUUCUUCCUCUGUACAAACUCCACUCACUUACUUGUUAACCAAUUUCUUGCUUUCUUCCCACUGUAAUAUAUUGGGCCCUCUUAAAAUCAUAUUGUCUGUAGUAAUGUUUUGAUUCUAUAUAACAACAACAAAAAAAUAGCUUGUCUAAAGGCCCAAUACGGGCCCAAUUUCAAACCUCGCGUCGUUUCAGUUGUCCUCCCAUGGAUCGAUCAUCGCUGGAAUGAAUCGGCGACGAUGGAGUUACAGCAAGAGCAAGCUUGUUGGAAACUUGAACUCGGCGAGGUUUUAGAUAAUGAUUCCUCAUGGGUCACCAAAUUUGAUGCCUCCAAAACGAAGAAGAAGAAGAAGAAGAAGAAGAAGCCUUUAAUACGCGAAGACGGUGCCAUAACAGAGGAUACCGCACCACACUGUCAAUCUGGGAGUCGGUUCCUUCCCGGCCACAACUUUGAGCCAGGUUAUGGCUAUCAAGAGCUCUUGAGUCGGGUGUUUGAUAUGCUUCGUGAGGACGAUCUCGAGGUUUCUGCAGAGAGGCCAAGAACAGAUAUGAUGCCUCCCCGGCUCCUUGAACAGGGGACACAGAUCACAGUUUGUCUAAACUUCGCUCAUCUCUGCAGAACGAUGCAUAGGAAUCCAGGUCAGGUUAUGAAAUUCUUACUUGGCCAAAUGGAGACAAAGGCAUCGCUCAACAAACAGCAGCAGCUAGAGAUGAAGGGUUUAGUCUCUUCUCAGGAUUUCCAAGCUGCGUUCCGGAGAUAUAUUGAUGCGUUCGUAAUCUGCAGCUGCUGCAAAAGUCCUGACACAGCUCUCGCGGAGGACAAUGGUCUUUUCACUCUCAGAUGUGAGAUGUGUGGUUUAGUAGCAUCGAUCAAAGACCCAAAUCCCCUGGUUCUUUGAGCUGGGAAAGGCUCCAUUGUAAGAUUUAUUAUAGUUGUUUCUCCUGGUUUUGAUAGUCCCUUGUACAAUCUUGAACCACAAGAUGUUUUCUUUACAAUUCUGAUUAAACUUUGUGAGUGUAUUCCUAAUACAACUUGUUUCAAAGCUUAAAGUUGCUGAGAAAGCGCUAACCGAUGCAAAUUGGCAACAAUAAGAAAAGUAACGUUUCUUUUAUAUGCACGUAAUGUAAGUAAUGCAAACGCAUGAAUAAGCCCUAUCUCGACUGAGAUGUCAGUCACGCCAAACAGCAUUUGCUUUAUGAUCACAUUGUGAAAUUUCGUGCGCAACCAGAAAUGGAGGACAAGUGUAUUUGCCCCCUUUUAUCCUCGGCAGAAGCUUCGUGGACAUGAUCAUCUUGUUUGUGAAGAGACCUUAAAAGAUGAGUUUGACAUGACAACUAACUCAACUGUGGAGAAGUGGUUGCUCUUCGAAUCUUAGCUUGGCAGUGACACGUUACUUUGGAGUUGUCUCACAUGAUUGAUUCCUAGGAGCGAUGUGCUUCAAGUUUCAUCUCUCUGGUUUUGGAUUUGGAACAAGGGACGUGUCUCUUGCCUUGAGAAGAUGAAACUCUUCUCAUCCAUAAACCCGCGAAAAUGAAGGACCGUCUUGGAUUCAGAUUCGUGCUCUGCUCUGCGGUUUUCAUGAUGCUAACACAACAGAGAGCCCUUGCAGAUGGGGUUAACUCAGAAUCAGUAGACGAAGGAGAAUGGGAGAUGGUGCAGAGGAAAGGGAUGCAAUUCACCCUAAAUGGGCAACCAUUCUACGUGAAUGGCUUCAACACAUACUGGAUGAUGACUCUUGCAGCUGAUAAUUCCACGAGAGGCAAAGUGACGGACGUGUUCCAACAAGCCUCUGCAGUUGGAUUGACGGUAGGCAGGACAUGGGCUUUCAACGACGGCCAGUGGAGAGCUCUCCAGAAAUCUCCUUCUGUUUACGAUGAAGAUGUCUUCGAGGCCCUGGACUUCGUGGUGAGCGAGGCCAGAAAGUACAAGAUCAGACUUAUACUGUCGUUGGUCAACAACUGGAACGACUACGGCGGCAAAGCUCAGUACGUUAAAUGGGGAAACGCGGCCGGCCUUAAUCUCACCUCUGAUGACGACUUCUUCACCAACCCCACCCUAAGAGACUUUUACAAAUCCCAUGUCCGGACGGUGCUGAAUAGAGUGAACACCUUCACAAACAUCACUUACAAGAAGGACCCCACAAUCUUCGCCUGGGAGCUCAUGAAUGAGCCACGGUGCCCCUCUGAUCCCUCAGGCGACAAACUCCAGUCUUGGAUACAAGAAAUGGCGGUGUUCGUGAAGAGCUUAGACGCUAAACAUUUGGUGGAGGUCGGACUUGAAGGCUUCUACGGUGCCUCUGCCCCAGCGCGAACCAAAUUCAAUCCCAACCCCUACGCUGCACAAGUCGGAACCGACUUCAUCAGAAACAAUCAGGUUCUUGGCGUGGAUUUUGCAACGGUUCACGUGUAUCCAGAUUCCUGGAUAUCUCGGGAGGUAUCAGAAUCAUUCCUGGAAUUCACGAGCUCGUGGAUGCAGGCUCAUGUGGAGGACGCAGAGAUGUCCUUGGGAAUGCCGGUUCUGUUCACAGAGUUUGGUGUGUCGGCGCGUGACCCUGGUUUCAACACGUCUUUCCGUGACAUGAUGUUGGAGACGGUGUACAAGAUGACACUAAACUCAACAAGGAAAGGAGGGGCUGGUGCGGGGAGUCUGGUGUGGCAGGUCUCCCCUCAGGGAGCAGAGUUCAUGGACGACGGCUACGCGGUUUACCUCACAAGAGCUCACACCGCUUCAAAAAUCAUCUCUCUGCAGUCCAAGCGACUCGCCAUGUUCAACUCUUUGUGUGGCUGGAGAUGCAAGUGGGGGUGCAAGAAAAAGAAUCCCACUGCUCUCGAUGCCCUCCUCGAGCUUUGAGUAACAAUUGAAUCACACAAAUGUUAUCGGUUGUUUGUUUAAUUUUUAUAUAUAUAUAUGUAUGUGUGUAAAUUGAGAUGAGUGAACUCUUGUUACCCGCAAAAAACACUUGGGCUGCUUUGAUAUACAUGCAAUAGGAUGAAACUGAGCAAGCUA
Molecule: messenger RNA, 6288 nt
Organism: Thlaspi arvense
Lineage: Eukaryota; Viridiplantae; Streptophyta; Magnoliopsida; Brassicales; Brassicaceae
Source: the annotation of a GenBank genome assembly